This is a messenger RNA of Camelina sativa (false flax), 1454 nucleotides long. Its product is annotated as ethylene-responsive transcription factor ERF060. Gene Ontology annotation, molecular function: DNA-binding transcription factor activity; sequence-specific DNA binding. NCBI's taxonomy places the organism in Eukaryota, Viridiplantae, Streptophyta, Magnoliopsida, Brassicales, Brassicaceae. Gene Ontology annotation, biological process: regulation of DNA-templated transcription. The record is from RefSeq and is a predicted model, not a curated record. Gene Ontology annotation, cellular component: nucleus.
CCCAAGAGCGACAAAAAUUCAGAGAGAGAGAGAGAGCCAAAACAAAACAAAAAAAAGCUUUACAAAAUACCUGAUUCAACCCCCAAAGUUUUUGUUUUGAUCUAUUCCACCCACUUCUCAGUACAAUCUCUUCCUUUUUUUUUUUGUUCUUUCUUAUAUUUUGAUUUUGAGUCAGUCAACUAAGAGGGUGUGUUUUUAAUCCCUCUCUGUUACUUUUUGUUCUUCGUUAGAUUUCUCACAAAAACCUAUCCUUUUUAAGAUCCAUGGCAGCCAUAAAUAUGUUCAAUAGCAACACAGAUCUUUCAGAUCCUUUUAAAGAAGAGCUCAUGAAAGCACUUCAACCUUUCACCAACAACACUGUUUCUUCUUCUUCUUCUCCUUGUACGUAUUCAAACACAACCUUCGGUUUCAAUCAAACCACACCUCUGGGUCUAAACCAGCUCACACCAUACCAGAUCCACCAGAUCCAAAACCAGCUUAACCAGAGACGUAACACCAUCUCCCCAAACCUCGCCCCAAGGCCGGUCCCAAUGAAGAGCAUGGCCACUCAGAAACUCUACAGAGGAGUUAGACAAAGGCACUGGGGAAAAUGGGUAGCUGAGAUCCGUCUGCCCAAGAACAGAACCCGACUCUGGCUUGGAACUUUCGACACAGCUGAAGAAGCAGCCAUGGCUUAUGACCUAGCCGCUUACAAGCUACGAGGCGAGUUCGCGAGGCUUAACUUCCCACAAUUCAGACACGAGGAUGGAUACUACGGAGGAGACAGCUUCUUCAAUCCUCUCCAUUCAUCUGUUGACGCAAAGCUCCAAGCGAUUUGUCAGAGCUUGAGAAAAACAGAGGAUGAUCAUCAUCAUCGAAUUCAUCUCCCCUGUUCUGAAACAGAGCUGUUCCCGCCAAAAACAGAGUAUCAAGAAAGCGAUGAGUAUGGGUUCUUGAGAUCCGUUGAGAAUUCGUUUUCCGAUGAGUCUCAGGUGGAAUCUUCUUCGCCGGAAUCGUGUGUUACUACUAAUACUACGUUCUUGGACUUCUCGGAGUCUGGGUUUGAUGAGAUUGGGAGUUUCGGGCUGGAGAAGUUUCCUUCUGUCGAGAUUGAUUGGGAUGCCAUUAGCAAAUUGUCCGAAUCUUGAAAAAAAAAAAACACAAGUCUUUCUCUUUUUCUUCUUUAGGAUAUUGUCUUUCAUUUUAAGCGUCUGAUGAUGAUGAUGUCUCGUAUUAAGUUUAGUUUACCUCUACAACUGAAUUUUUUUUUCACAGUUGUCGAGAGACUCGUCGUCUAGGGUAUGUUUCUGUUCCUCCUCCUCCUCCUCCAUGGUUUUGGUCUGACUGGUUUAUGUUUCUUUUUAACUUUCAAAAACCUUUGUCAUUGACCAAUCGGAGAAGUUUCUAUGUAUUGUGUAUUUAUCUCUCGUCUUUAAAUUUUUUAAUGAAGAAUGUAAAUUAUUAGUCUCUUUUUA